CGGGGCCGGGCCGGCGGCCAGAGCCCGGGAGCUGGCGGGUCGGCGGGGCUGCCAUUUCCGGCCGCAGGUCAGCGCCGGCGCCCUUGACCGGGACCCCAUGCUGCUGAGGCGGACGCAGCCCCUGCUGGGCCGGGCGCUCCCCCGCGCCCGGGCCUGGGGCCCCGGGAGGCGCGCGCACCACGGGGGCCCGCCCCGGGAGGCCGACGUUCCCUUCGCCCGGGCGGCCAUCGGGAGCUUUUUCCAAGGGGCGCCCAGCCUGGGCAACCAGUACGCGGAGGACGCUUUGCUGAGGGGCGGCCUGAAGAGGCUGCUGCCCCCGCAGGUCUUUGCGGAAGUGACCCAGGACCUGCAGAGGUUUGGGGCCCGAGUAUCAGGCGAGAUCCUCUCCCUGGGGCAAGAGUGUGAGGCGAACCCCCCUAGACUGCAGCAGUUUGACGGGUGGGGUCGGCGAGUGGACCACAUCCUCACCUGCCCAGCUUGGAAGAAGCUCAAGGACAUCUCUGCUGAGGAAGGGCUGAUCGCCAUCGGCUACGAGAGGAAAUAUGCCAGAUGGAGCCGCGUGUACCAGGUGGCCAAGCUGUUCCUGUUUUCUCCCUCUUCUGGAGUGUUCCUUUGCCCCCUGGCCAUGACCGAUGGUGCCACCAAGGUCCUGGAGGUAAUGAACAGCUCAGGGCCACCAGGGGAAGCUUUGGGUCAUCUGACAUCCCGGGACCCGGAGCACUUCUGGACCUCUGGCCAGUGGAUGACCGAGCGCAAGGGAGGCUCCGACGUGGCCUACGGCACCGAGACGGUGGCCCUGCCCCAGGAAGACGGCACGUACAAACUCUUUGGAUUUAAGUGGUUCACGUCAGCCACGGAUGCCGACAUGACACUGACCCUCGCCCGGAUCAUGGAUGCGAGAGGAUCUGUCAUCAAGGGGACCCGGGGCCUGAGCCUCUUCUUCCUGAAGUUACGGGACGAGCAGGGACGGCUGAACGGCCUCGAAAUCCAGCGUCUGAAGGAGAAGCUGGGCACCCGCCAGCUGGCCACUGCUGAGCUGCUGCUGGAUGGGGCGCAGGCGCAUCUGAUCUCCCAGGAGGGCCGGGGAGUGGCCACCAUUGCCAACAUGCUGAACAUUACCCGGAUAUACAAUGCCAUAGGUGCCGUCAGCUUCAUGAGAAGGGUGGUCAACAUGGCCCGAGAGUACGCCACCCAGAGGUUUGUCUUUGGAAAGCUCAUCAAAGACCACCCGCUUCACACCCAGACGCUGGCCCAGAUGGAGGUGCAGACCCGAGGCGGGCUCCUCUUGGUGUUGGAGAUGGGCAGGUUACUGGGCCUGGAGGAGACCAACGCUGCCAGCGCCCAAGACUCUCACCUCCUCCGCCUUCUGACUUCAGUCAUCAAGCUCUAUACUGCAAAGCAGGCCAUGGCCGUCGUGUCCGAGGGGCUGGAAUGCUUCGGGGGGCAGGGCUACAUGGAGGACACGAGCUUGGCGGGCAUUCUUCGGGACACGCAGGUGCUGACCAUCUGGGAAGGAACCACCAACGUCCUGGCCUUGGACACGCUGCAUGUCCUGACCAGGAGCCAAGGGCAGGUGCUGCAGGCCUUCUCGGCCUCUGUCCAGGAGAAGGUGGCCCGGGCUUCCCAGCAGCCGGAGCUGGCUCCUUCUGCCCGCCGCCUGCAGGACGCCCUCGGGAGGCUGGCCGGGCAGCUCGAGGGGCUCCAAGGGCACAGCAACUCCAUGGAAAUGGCGGCGCGGGCCCUGGCCUACACGCUGGCCCGGAUCUACAUCGGGGCCCUGUUGGUGGAGCACGCGGCCUGGGCCGAGGCCUCCCCUUCAGACAUCUACGCUUCCCAGAGGUGGUGUGGACAAGACCUCUGCCCCUUGGACACGGCUCAGCGAGCCGGCUGCUACGGGGCCGACGCCGUCGGCAGAGACAUGGCCCUGGUCUACGAGGCGAGCCCAGCUCUCCACGGGGAGGAGAGCACCCGGGCUGCUUAGCCGAGAGGCGACGCGGCCUUUGUGGGAGAGGGACUCGGCCGGCCUUAGACCGUGUGCCCAAGGGCGAGCGCGCCUUAAAUACGCUGUAUUCCCAAC
Molecule: messenger RNA, 2077 nt
Organism: Sarcophilus harrisii (Tasmanian devil)
Lineage: Eukaryota; Metazoa; Chordata; Mammalia; Dasyuromorphia; Dasyuridae
Product: acyl-CoA dehydrogenase family member 11
Exons: 14
Coding region: 98-1981 (627 amino acids)
Molecular function (GO): oxidoreductase activity, acting on the CH-CH group of donors
Source: RefSeq, a predicted model, not a curated record